CCCUCUUCAAGGCACCCUGAGCGACCUCUCACCAUCGGCCAAGUCCCGGAGUCCUCAGCAUCUCCAUCACGGCUGAAGGGACCAUUUGGGAAAGCAGGACCCAGAGGUGGACGACAGUAUGAGGAUGCUAGUGCGGCUCGUGUUGGGACUCUUCAUCCUCAAAGCGGUGGUGGCCGGCCCCAGAUUUUCUCGACAGGUGAACUUGGACACAUACGACACUGACCACUACGAUGUGGAUCUAGACAACUCAAAUUUGGAGAACCAGGAUAUCUAUGACUAUGAAGAUGGGCUGACAAUCGAUGAUCCUCAGAUAGAGAUUGGAACACUGGCCCCACCUGACUAUAACUACCCUGUGCCCGGGGCCUCGUUGGAAGAGCAAGAAGAGGAGGAGGAGGAGGAUGAAGAUUUGCCUCUAACACCCCAGCUCAUCCCUCAGGGUUCAGGGGGAUCUGGGGUUCUCAUGGGCCCAGACACACAGAAAGAGGUGGAGUUGCGUCUGACGCCCAUUGACAUCCUUCAUGAGUCCGGGGAUUUUGGGGGCUCCGUAGAGUCCGGGGCCUCGGGAGCUUCUGGGGCUUCUGGGUCGGGAGAAUCCGGAGACCUACUGGUCUCCAGCGGCUCCGGGGGUUCUGGUGAUGUUAUCCUGAUCACCGGAGCCUCCGAGGAGCUCUUCAGCUCGGGGGGAUCCGGGGAAUUCUUGUUAUCUGGGGAUCUCUUGAUAUCUGGAGAUUUCUCAAUAUCUGGGGAUCUCUCUGGAUCCGGGGACCUUGGUUCUGGGAUAUCCAUUGAAUUCCCCCUGGGCUCCGGAGGGUCUGGGGACCAGUUUGGUUCUGGGUUCUCUGGAGAUCUCUUGAUCUCAGGGGCCUCCGGAGGGUCUGGGGACCAGUUUAGUUCUGGGUUCUCUGGAGAUCUCUUUGUCUCAGGGGCCUCCGGAAGCUCUGGGGUUUCUGGGGACUCUGUCGAGUCUGGUGACUCAGGGAUAACAUUGUUAUCUGGAGAGGAGGAGCUGCCCCUCAUCCCUGAGCCUACCCCUAGCGAGGCGUCAGGUGCUUCAGGGGAGUUCUCAGGAGCUUCAGGAACCUCAGGGGCCUCUGGGGAUCUUGGAGAGUCAGGAGACUUAGGGUUCUCUGGAUCCUCUGGGGAUUCUGGUGUCUCUGGCUCUGAGACCGAGGUCCCUGACACAGAGGUCCCUGAGGUAACUCUGGUACCUGACACUGAUAAAGAGGAGGGGCUGCUUCCAGUUACACCAGAAACCCCUCAGGAGGGUACUGGCGUUGUGGAAGAGUCAGUGAGCUCUGGGGAACCUGACGAACCCGAAGAGCCUGUGAUUGACAGGACAGGUAUGCCCACUUGCCUUCUGUGCACGUGCCUGGGCGGGUCGGUCUACUGUGAUGACAUGAAGCUGGACAGCGUUCCACCUCUUCCCAAAGACACCACUCACUUCUACGCCCGCUACAACAGAAUCACCAAGAUCAACAAGUCCGACUUCGCCUUCAUGAACAAGCUGAAGAGGAUCGACCUGACCGCCAACGAGAUAACGUCCAUCGAUGAGGGCGCAUUUUUGGGUCUGCCCGAGUUAAAUGAGCUGGUGAUUCGAGAAAACCACAUCUCCCAGCUGCCUGCUCUCCCAGAGACCAUGAGCCGGAUCGAUGCCAGCCAUAACAACAUUGGCAGCAAGGGCAUUCACAAUGAGGCGUUCAAAGAUAUGACGAGCCUGCUGUACCUGUACCUCACCGACAACCACAUUGAUUACAUCCCUGUGCCUCUGCCAGACAGCCUGCGCUCUCUACACCUACAGCGUAACAAUAUUCAAAUGAUGCACGGGGACACGUUCUGCAACCUGAAAGACUUCAACUACAUCAGGAACGCACUGGAGGACAUCCGUCUGGACGGCAACCCCAUCAACCUCAGCAGGACCCCGCAGGCUUACGUCUGCCUGCCCCGUAUACCCAUCGGGGAUCUAAUUUAACCAGACACACCGACUCCCACGAGUACCACACGCACACAUCCUUGUACAUAUUGACACACGCAGACCGUCUAUCACUCCUCAAACAAUCAAUAAGCUACAAUUACAAAGUGCCAUGCGUGCUGCUGACUUCUACUCGAUGGAUCAGUAAAGCUGUGUGGAAAUGUAUAAACAUCCACAAACACACAAGUUAAAGAGUCAGAUUCUGGUGAUACACUGCUCUAUUUCUUGUUGUUGUUGAUGCACACUAAAACCGCCACUCUGGUCUUCCUUCACCUAUCAAAACGCAUGCACACACAUACAAACACUAACACACACGACAACAACCUUCUCAAAAGCCAAACUGUUCCGCAACUUGAUUAAGAGAAAACAAUUGGUGGCAUUCGGAGAAAUCAGUUUAUUAUAUAAAUCCUCAAAUGCCAUGUAUGUGUCUGUUUGGUGUCUGUUCAUGUCUGGCAAUUUUUUUUUAAAUACAACCAGUAAUAUUGUUUCAAUGUACAAAAUAAAAGAUAUUAAUAUUAAUGAUAAAUCGUAACACUUUUGGAAAUGUAUACAAGCAUAAACUCAUGGAAGCUGGAGCUCAAUGGACGAUAAAUUGAUUAUCUAAUGCAAUAAAAGAAGCAUUUAAACACAGUAAUUUGUUGUAAAGUCUGCACUGUAAUAUAAAAAUAAAUAUUCUGAAAAAAAUAUUUUUUUUACAUGAACUGCAAUAUUUGGUAUACUACAUUUCAAAAAGUGAUGUUUUAACCGUGCACAGUAGCCGAAACCAAAGACUCUGAUGUCUAGAGUCCAUCAAAAAAAGACUUGUUUGAUUUAGGAGCGGGGUGGGGGGUGCUGUUGAUUUUGAUUGUGGAUGGCUUUAAGAAUAAUGAUAAUAUCUUGCUAUUGUGUGCUCUUGUAUGGAAUAACCACAAGUGAAUAAAAUUGUUAAGACCUCUCCAAA
This is a messenger RNA of Pseudoliparis swirei, 2909 nucleotides long. RefSeq names its product epiphycan (gene epyc). The transcript has 10 exons. Gene Ontology annotation, molecular function: protein binding. The coding region runs from base 119 to 1969 and encodes 616 amino acids. The record is from RefSeq and is a predicted model, not a curated record. NCBI's taxonomy places the organism in Eukaryota, Metazoa, Chordata, Actinopteri, Perciformes, Liparidae.